GGGCCGACAGCGCACAAUGGGCCAUGGAGUUCCCGUUCGAUGUGGACGCGCUGCUCCCGGAGCGGAUCACGGUGCUGGAUCAGCACCUGCGGCCCCCGGCCCGCCGACCCGGAACCACAACGCCGGCCCGUGUUGAUCUGCAGCAGCAAAUUAUGACCAUUGUAGAUGAGCUGGGCAAGGCUUCUGCCAAGGCCCAGCAGCUUCCUGCUCCCAUCACCAGUGCAUCAAGGAUGCAGAGUAACCGCCAUGUCAUGUAUGUGCUCAAAGACACUUCAGCCCGACCGGCUGGAAAAGGAGCCAUUAUUGGUUUUCUGAAAGUUGGAUACAAGAAGCUCUUUGUUUUGGAUGAUCGUGAGGCUCACAAUGAGGUAGAACCACUUUGUAUCUUGGACUUUUAUAUCCAUGAGUCAUUUCAACGUCAUGGCCAUGGGCGAGAACUCUUCCAACAUAUGUUGCAGAAGGAGCGAGUUGAACCAUACCAGCUGGCCAUUGAUCGACCCUCGCAGAAACUGCUGAAAUUCCUGAAUAAGCACUACAAGCUGGAGACCACAGUCCCACAGGUGAACAACUUUGUGAUCUUUGAAGGCUUCUUUGCCCAUCAGCAUCCUCCGGCAAGGAAGCUGCCACCCAAGAGGGCAGAGGGGGACAUUAAGCCAUACUCCUCGAGUGACCGAGAAUUUCUGAAGGUAGCUGUGGAGCCUCCGUGGCCCCUGAACAGGGCCCCGCGCCGCACCACACCUCCAGCCCACCCACCCCCCCGCUCCAGCAGCCUGGGAAACUCGCCAGAACGGGGUCCCCUCCGCCCUUUUGUGCCAGAGCAGGAGCUGCUGCGGUCCCUGCGUCUCUGUCCCCCACACCCUACCGCCCGCCUUCUGCUUACUACCGACCCUGGGGGCAGCCCAGCCCAACGUCGCCGCACCAGCUCCCUUCCCCGCUCUGAUGAGAGUCGAUACUGACAGACAGCUACACCCCCUUCUCUGGGAGACCUGGGGUGGACAGAGACCCCCCUCCCCUGAGAACCCCAGGCCUACUCUUCCAUUGCAUCCCCUAGGACUCAGAGACCUUACAGAGCUCAUAGGAUUUCCUCUUCCCUUUUCUUGGAUGACUGGGUUGUCAGGGUCCCAAAUGGCCUAAUACUUUGCAGCUUUUCUUACCACAGAAAGCACUCCUUCCCUCCUAACUUGGGCUCUGGACACUCCCCACAGACAGUCCAAUCUGCUGCCAGACCCCUUAGUUGGGUGGCUCAUAAUUACCCAGAGAAGCACACUCUUGCUUGCUGUCAGAUUAGAACACCAUGGAAGGUCCAAGGGCCUCCUCUGCCAGGGGAAUCUUUUAAGGAGUCUUGUCCAUGGAAUAAAUCCCAUAUUCUCUCUCCAGUGUCUACUGGAGGUUCUAAUACUGCUUUGUGUUGCCUGCCACACUUGCCCUUUCAGCUUGCUUAUGCCAGCCAAUGAGCUCUGUUUCAGAGCAGUGGAAGUUAGGCAGGACAGGGACCUUCAGAAAUUACCAGCUUCCCAAAGGGAUCUACUCAACAUUGCCAAACUCUUCAUUUCCACAUGUUUUGUGUAUGUGUCAGGGAACCUCAAAGCUGAUGUCUGUGUAGGGUCUCUACAGGAGACUCGCUGCAGACACAGCUUCCCCAAGAUCCAUUCUCUGAGGGAGUUUAUUCCUUGGCAGUAGAUCCCAGCAAGCACCCUGGGAUCACUCUUGGCUAUGUUUCAGAAGGUAAGCCUGGUCUUAAGGAUCUGUUAGAUCUGGAAUCCCCUGUCGCAUCCAUCCUUCACCAGUAGCUAGAUGCUGAUGUAUUCCUGUCAUGUGAGAUUGUUUUGAGAUGAUGAGGGGCCAUUCUUCCUCUGGCCUCCUUUCUUUUCUCCAUAGCAAGAACCUCCUUCCCUGCUUCACUCCCAGGGUGUAGAUACAUCCUUUCCCCUUCCUCCC
Molecule: messenger RNA, 1938 nt
Organism: Trichechus manatus latirostris (Florida manatee)
Lineage: Eukaryota; Metazoa; Chordata; Mammalia; Sirenia; Trichechidae
Gene: ATAT1
Product: alpha tubulin acetyltransferase 1
Exons: 10
Coding region: 24-956 (310 amino acids)
Biological process (GO): alpha-tubulin acetylation
Cellular component (GO): microtubule
Molecular function (GO): tubulin N-acetyltransferase activity
Source: RefSeq, a predicted model, not a curated record